Cladocopium goreaui is the source of this 1851-nucleotide messenger RNA. The record is from the annotation of a GenBank genome assembly. NCBI's taxonomy places the organism in Eukaryota, Dinophyceae, Suessiales, Symbiodiniaceae.
AUGCUGAAAGCAGAGCCGGCCGCCAAAGCUGUUCCACCACCUGCACCUGCAGGAAACGUGCCAGCAAAACCAGCAAAGCCGAAAGCUCCAAAGCCAGUGGCUGUACAGGCAAAGGCUACAUUGCCAGAUGCUGCUGGAGUCAACGCCUAUCCGAAACCCAAAGCAAAAGGAGUGAAUGCCGUGCAGCCUCCGCCUCCCAAAGAAAAACAACAGCCAGUACCAAAGAGCCAGCCUGCUAUGCAAGCACCUGCGUCUCCUGCAAACGCAGCGCCCAAGCAGGCGAAGCAGCCAGACCCUCAACUUGCCAAAGCACUCCCAAAACCACCUGCCAAGGCACCUGCCACGGCGCCCAAGUCCGAACCACUGCAACCGCCGAAGAAACCGCCACCGGUCAAAGCACCGGCCAAGGCAGAGUUACCUCCCAAAGCUAUGGCUUCAGAGGCCCAGCCCAAGGCCUUGGCCCCGAAGCAACCAGUAAAAGCAAAUGCGUUUCCUCAAAACCAAACUCAACCCAUCAACCAGCCACCCAAAGUCCCAGCGAAAAAACCACCUGGAGCUCCAGGUCCUGGGAAUUCCCCAAUCCAAAAGGCACCAGGCAAAGCAGAAGGGCCUCCAAAUGGUGAGGCAACGAAUGUGGGGACCCCAAAAGCACCAAAAGCUAAACAAGGUGAUCAGCUUAUGCCUCCCAAGGCACCAGCUAAGGCACCGGCCAAAGCUAAAGUCAAAGCACAACCGGCACUAUCGGCACAACCUCCCACAGCGCAGGUGGCUCCGCUUGAUGCAGCGCCUGAAAGCAUUCUGCCCAAAGUGUCUCCUGGAAAUUCGCCACGAAACGACUUGGAAGCAGAGCCAAAGGCAGAGCGGCUUGAAGAUGUUCAGGAGACACAAGGGGCAGGUGAUGCAUCGAACCACGAAAAGCUGGUAAAAGAGCAAAUUGAUUUGGACUUGCCUCGAACUUUCCCAAACACUCCAGAGGUGGAUAGCAGACGGGCUACUAUCCGGAAUGUGCUUUUGACUUACAGCCGGUCCAAUCCCCACAUUGGAUAUUGUCAAGGCAUGAGUUUUCCUGCGGCAGUGCUUUGUGCCAACCUGUCUGAGUCAGCUGCCAACGCAAGGUUCCAGUCUUGCCUGGAGAAAGUGCGAGAGCUUUGGCUCCCUGGAUUUCACAUCUUUGAGACGGUCAAACAGGCAUUUGAUGCGCUCCUCGCACACCAGUCACAGGCGCUUGCCCAAUCCCUUCAAGCGCAGGAUGUCAUCCUCGAUGUGUUUUUGCUGGAUGCCUGGUUAACAAUGUUCGCACGAUGGCUUCCAUUCAAGAUGUUGUUUCGGGUCUUGGAUUUUGUGGAGUCUCAGGGCUUUGCAGGAGUAUUGUCCUUGACAGUGGCAGUGGUGAACUCUCAUUGCCAGUCCAUUGUUGGAGAGAAGGCUGAUGCCAUGCUGCAGCUUUGGACAUGUUUGCAGUGGGAUGUCUCUGAGCCUCCUUUGGAGAAAUUGCUCGAAGUUGCCAAAGGAAUGCUUCCCAAGGCAAGGGAGCUGCUAGCCGAGCAGUGCACCACGUCCCGCCCGGUGAAAGAUGUCGUUGGAUUAGCUUUCGAGAGACAAGGCCCACAGAUUCUCCACGUGGAUACAGGCGCUGACAUUCUGGACCUUUUGUCACAGGAAUCUUGGGAAAAAUGGAAGGCACAGGCUGAGAAGUUUCGAAAGGCUACUCCUAUGGAUCCCUCCGACAAGUCUGAGAAGGACACAAAGGCUAGCAAAAACAGCUUCCUAAGCAUUUUUCGGUGCGGCCGCGCCAGAGCUGACUCAGAUGACCUUCCACCCAAACCAAAGGUUGGAAUGGACACGGAAUGA